Messenger RNA from Salvelinus sp. IW2-2015, 3968 nucleotides. NCBI's taxonomy places the organism in Eukaryota, Metazoa, Chordata, Actinopteri, Salmoniformes, Salmonidae. The record is from RefSeq and is a predicted model, not a curated record.
UACUGGCGAAGGAGAGGCACAGAGAAGGGGAUCCUAAGGGACUGAACAAUUUUGUCCUACCUCUGUCGUAGAGUAAAAUAUCGACAUUAUAUUUUGCUGUUCUCGUUGUGCAAUAACCGUGUGGUCAUUUUGGAAGGAGAUAUUCAGCAAGUUAAAUCACCGAAACGCCGUUAUUAUGAAGAAAAAUAGCAACUGACUAGCGAACGAGCAACAGCGAUGACUGACAGUUGAGUGGAAAUCUCAGCGUUGACUGAAUCGAGUUUGCUGUUUGAUUUCUUUUUUUCUCCAUACACGGUUCAGAUUAGUUUAUAUUACUUGAAGUUGUAAACGACAUAGUAAUCGUUAGUAUUUUGCGUUUAUUCAAGAAGAUAUGUUUGUGAAAGACAGCAGCCAUGAGUAGUGACCCGUGUGUUUCGUUUACUACUGUACGCCACGCGUGCCUUGCAUGAACCUGAAGUUGUCAAAAGCGAAGCUACAGAAUUCAGGACUGUGCGACGGGGGAAAUUGCUGCACUUUACAAGCUGCGGUUUAGGUUUUCUUUCAAUGUACGGGAAUAGGCAAUUUACUUAGUAACUAGAUACAUAGCAACAUCCAUAGCGAGUGUUACCGGAAGCGUAAUUCAAUUGAGAGUUCAUAUCUUUCUAAUCGCACAAACUUUGUGGCCUCCUGCCCAUUCAGCUAACGGUAACGUUAGCUAGCAGUUAGCUAGCAGCUAGCUAACGUUACUCCCCCUUCUCUGCAACGCUAGAGACUGCGGAUUGUAUCAACACUUGAAAAGACGCAAUGCGAUGCAAUUUAUUGCAAAGUGAGACUUUUCCUUUGUUUAGCCACAAUGAUUCUCACGGUUGCGUUUGUUAGGUUUGUUUGUGGUGAUUUUGAAUAUCCCUCUGACCUGUGCAGUUAACUAGCUGAAGCUAACCAGUGAGUUAGCUCGCUAAGUUAGCUAGUAGUGAACACGUUGGACCCUCCGCCCAUUUUUCCGGGAUGACCGUUUUUAUUUUUUGUUUACCUGUGGUUUAACUAACAAACCAAACGACAGCUACACCUUGCCAGCUAAUUUUAAUCGAGUUGACUCGGAUUCUUCCCCAGACAGUUGCUCUCUACUGUGUUGUCGGUCGGAUAUUGACUAGAGUUGAGUCAAUAUGUGUCCGCGGACUUUCCUUGUGUUUUUUGUGACUGCUGUCUACGUAUGGAAUUGUCAGCAAACGAAUGGAGAAAGUACAGAAAUCUCCACUGGAAUCUGCUCCAGUAAGGACAUCCGGAACAACGUGACCAACCUGCGCUCCCUGGAGAACUGCACGGUCAUCGAGGGCCACCUGAAAAUCAUCCUCAUGUUCAAGACCAAGCCCGAGGACUUCAGGGGUCUCAGUUACCCAAAACUGACAGUGGUCACAGACUUCCUGCUCCUGUUCAGGGUCUACGGUAUGGAGAGUCUCAAAGACCUCUUCCCCAACCUCACUGUGAUCCGAGGUAACAACCUGUUCUUCAACUACGCUCUGGUCUUCUUUGAAAUGCUGCAGCUCAGGGAUAUCGGUCUCCAUAGCCUGAUGAACAUCACCCGAGGAGCGGUGAGGAUCGAGAAGAACCCGGACCUCUGCUACCUCUCCACCCUGGACUGGUCCAAGAUCCUGGACACGGUGGAGGACAACUACAUUGUGUCAAAUAAGAACGACAGGGAGUGCGGGGACGUGUGUCCCGGGGCGCUGGCCAAGGGGAAGGCUACCUGUCAACAGACCACCAUCAAUGGGAACUUCAACGAACGUUGCUGGACGCACAAGCACUGCCAGAGAAAUGGUAUACAGCUACAGGACGGCAUGUUAGGGGAGGCCUGUGUGGACCGCUGUCCCCAGGGAUACUACACCUAUAGGGGCUGGCGCUGCGUCCCYUUCUCCUUCUGCCAGGACCUCCACAACAAGUGUAAGCAGAGCAAGAACAGCGACUGCCACCAGUUUGUCAUCCACAAUGGAGCCUGUAUACCAGAGUGCCCCUCCGGGUAUACUACUGUAAACUCUACCACGUUGGUCUGUACUCCGUGUGCUGGGCUAUGUCCUAAGGUGUGUAUGGGCCUUAAGAUGGUGGACUCUGUGACAGCAGCCCAGGCUCUGAGAGGAUGCACCGUUCUCAACGGCAGCAUGGAUAUCAACCUUAGAGGAGGAAAUAACAUAGCAGCAGAGCUGGAGGCUAACCUUGGACAGCUGGAGGAGAUUACAGGCUUCCUGAAGGUCCGGCGCUCCUACGCUCUUGUCUCGCUCUCUUUCCUCCGCAACCUACGGGUCAUCAGAGGGGACACACUGAUGGACGGGUGAGAACCAGGAGUUAAGGUUCACUCAGGUGCGUGCUACACAUGAUAAGAUCAUAAUCAAGUGGGAACCGUUCUGGCCUCCCGACUUUAGAGACCUGCUGGGCUUCAUGGUCUUCUACAAGGAAGCGCCCUACCCCAACGUGACAGAGUUUGAUGGCCAGGAUGCGUGUGGCUCCAACUGGGUAAUAAUUGACGUGGACCCCCCAGCUCGGGCAACAGAGGGAAACCCACAACAGGAGCCAGGUACCUUGAUCUUGUCUUUGAAGCCCUGGACGCAGUACGCCAUCAUGGUCAAGACCCAGCUCUCUGCCUCUGAUGAACACCAGGUCCUCGGGGCCAAGAGCAAGAUCACCUACGUCAGGACAGAUGCCACCAAGCCGUCAGUGCCCCUGGACCCCAUCUCCUCCUCCAACUCUUCCUCUCAGAUCCUCCUGAAGUGGAAACCUCCCACGGACCCCAACGGGAACAUCACUCACUACCUGGUGUACUGUCAGCAGCAGCCUGAGGCCAGCGAACUCUACAAGUUCGAUUACUGUCAGAAAGGUAUGAAGCUGCCUUCGCGGGUGCCCACCCAGGUCGACAGUGACGAAGAGGCUAAGUGGAACCAGACUGAGGAUGAGGGUCAGGGUGGCCGCUGUUGUGCCUGUCCCAAAACAGAGAAACAACUGAAGAAGGAGGCUGAGGACUCAGAGUACCGCAAGACCUUUGAGAACUACAUCCACAAUGAGGUCUUCCUGCUCAAAUCAACCAGACAGCGCCGCUCAGCCAUGGGCGUAGCUAAUGAGACGCAGCCUUCGUUCGUGACAAAGCCUCCCACCCUGCCGGAAGGUUACGCCACCCGCGGCCCAGACGACGAUGAGGAUGGUGUGGAGAGCACUAAGAUCCAGCUGACUGUGUUCUCCAAGGAGUCCGCGGUCAUCUCCGGCCUCCGACACUUCACCUCGUACCAGAUCGAUGUGUUGGCCUGCAACCACCCCACAAACCCCUCACGCUGCAGUAUGGCGGCCUUCGUCUCAGCUCGCACCAUGCCUGAGGACAAAGCAGAUGACAUCGUGGGCCCCAUCAGCUAUGAUGUGUCUGAGUACUCUGUUCACAUCAAAUGGCUGGAGCCUAAAGCUCCCAAUGGAAUGAUCAUCCUGUACGAAGUCAACUACAAGAGACUGGGAGACGCAGAGGAGUUGCACCACUGUGUGUCCAGGAAGAUGUACCAGCAGUCGGAGGGCAGCAGGCUGAGAGUGGUGCACCCUGGGAACUACACAGUGAGGAUCCGAGCCACGUCGCUGGCAGGAAACGGCUCCUGGACCGACCCCACACACUUCUACGUACAGGACCUCCGCGUGGACCCAUCCAACCUAUUGAUUAUCAUUGGUCCAGUCAUCUUCAUGGUUCUACUGAUACUGGUGGCAGCGGGAGGAUUCGUCWUGUUCAGGAAGAAGCAAACCCAGGGCCCCUCUGGACCCCUCUACACCUCCUCUAACCCAGAGUACCUCAGUGCUGCUGACAAAUAACCCUACUGGGCGCCCGCCCCCCACGCUGAGGGAGAUGGUCCAGAUGACAGCAGAGAUUGCAGAUGGCAUGGCCUACCUCAACGCCAAAAAGUUUGUCCACAGAGAUCUGGCCGCUAGGAACUGCAUGGUGGCACAGGACUUCACUGUCAAGAUAGGAG